Molecule: messenger RNA, 1420 nt
Organism: Lobosporangium transversale
Lineage: Eukaryota; Fungi; Mortierellomycota; Mortierellomycetes; Mortierellales; Mortierellaceae
Product: Ctr copper transporter family-domain-containing protein
Exons: 1
Coding region: 101-1318 (405 amino acids)
Biological process (GO): copper ion transmembrane transport
Cellular component (GO): membrane
Molecular function (GO): copper ion transmembrane transporter activity
Source: RefSeq, a predicted model, not a curated record
UUUUUUUUUUUGGCGGUAUAAAACCAAGUCCUUUUCGAAUUCUCUUUGAACCCAAAUUCUUGUUCAUUUAAUUCACUCCCUUUAAAAAGAAUAGUAAGGAAUGAAAGCCUUAUCAUUCCUUAGAACCAGCCCCCACUUGGCGUUGUUGUUUCUUCUUGGAACACUCUCUAUUACCCAUCAUGUCCAGGCACAGAGUGUCGAUUGUCUAAUUACACCUUCCGAUCCUUCUUGCGCUUCCUUUGAGCUGCCGGAGGCGACAAUCAAAGCUGAUCUAGAUGGCCUCUGCACCCAAAUGCCAUACAUGCCUGGUUGCUCGCUCUAUAAAUCAUGUCAGGCUGCUUCCAAGGCUGAUCAGUGGUGCACACCUUUCUCAGUAUUGGCAGACAUCUGUGCCUUGGAUAUGCCUAACAUGCGCGACUGUAAGAAUUAUGUUGCUCUCUGUGGCGCUGCCGUGAAUCAGACCUUGGCCGCUCGGCCUGCUAUCUGCAAGAAGGCCCCCAUGAUCUCGGCGUUCCCGACCACCAAGAAUGCCUCAGCUCUCGUCAUUGACAUUUGCACAGAGAUGGAUAUGGCCGGUUGUGAGCGAUGCCCCAAACCCAAGCCCGAUACCUAUGCGGCUGAUUGUGAUACCCUCGGUACUUAUGCGAUCCUGUGCAAGGCCAUGCCAGACAUGCACCAGUGUGCUGCUUGGAAAUCCAUGUGUUCCUCUUCUUCUGAUACUGCCUCAGUUCUCAACUUCCAGGAUUCCGAAUACUGCGCUGCUGGUGUCGGUAGUCCUGAUAUGAACCCGCCUGCCAUGCGUAUGUACUUCCAUUUAGGCUUCUCGGAUUAUGUCUUAUUUGAGAAGUGGGUUCCUCGAAAUCAGAGCCAGUACAUUGGUACUUGGUUUGCACUCUUCUUCCUCACACUUUUUUUCCAGACUGUUCAGACCUACCAUAACUGCCUCGAGGCCCAAUGGGCGGAGGAGUAUAUAGCCGAAAGUGAAGAAGUUUCAAAGUCGGAUUCUUCCAUUCCUUUGGCUUCUAGCAAAGGCUCGCGUUCCAAUCCAAUCCUCCUCCAAUGGAUGCAUAUCUGGCGCCAACCUUGGACGCUGAAGGAGGCAAAGCAAAACAUGUUCCGUGCUGUGCUGACUUUUAUCGAAACUACACUUGGAUAUGCACUCAUGCUAGUUACUAUGACCUUUAAUGUGCCUUUGUUCUUUGCCGUCAUUCUCAGCCUAACCGUUGGCUCAGUAGUCUUUUCAAGGCAACGUUCAGUAGUUAUGAUCAAAUCCAACGCCAAUGCUGCCAGUGGAACUGGUUGUGCUGGCUGCGGUUAAAAGCACAUCUUACUUUCUUCGUAAGCUCCACUAUAAUCCGAAUGUAAAUAAAUGUCAUAUUCAAUAUCAAAAUAAAAAUAAAGUGCAUGUCUUACCUUUCUA